Molecule: messenger RNA, 780 nt
Organism: Orbilia oligospora ATCC 24927
Lineage: Eukaryota; Fungi; Ascomycota; Orbiliomycetes; Orbiliales; Orbiliaceae
Exons: 3
Coding region: 1-780 (259 amino acids)
Cellular component (GO): cytoplasm; nucleus
Source: RefSeq, a predicted model, not a curated record
AUGGCCAUGGCGUCUUCUCCGCUGAACAUCCUUAUGCUCCACGGCAAGACCCAGUCCGGCCAGCUCUUCUACGCCAAAACCCGUGCCUUGGAAAAGCACCUGAUCAAGGUCUGCGCUCCCUCCCGACUGGCAUUCCAUUAUCCUACAGCGCCUCACCGGCUUUACCUCCGUGACAUCCCGGAUGUCGACCCAGCCUUGCUCCAGUCAGAUGAGGAAAGCGAUGGCAUGUACACAUGGUGGAGGAAGGACGAAACCACUGGUGAAUACAAGGGCAUCAAAGAAACAUGGAAGUUCAUUAGUGAAUAUCUGGACAAGAAUGGACCAUUCAUAGGAGCAAUCGGAUUUUCACAAGGCGCCGGCCUCGCUGCCAUUCUCGCAUCGAUACUUGAACCUUCUCGUCCGAAACCGCAGUCCAUAAUAUCCGAUGGCUUCUCAACUACUCAUCCGCCCCUUAAGUUUGCAGUAGCUUAUUGUGGUUUCAAAGCUCCCAACGAUGAAUAUAAGUGGAUAUAUGAACCGAAGAUCCAGACACCUGUACUCAACGUAUUAGGUAGUUUGGAUACUGUCGUCGAUGAGAAGUUGAUGAAGGGACUUGUUGAUGUUUGUGAAGGUGGAAGGGUUUUAUGGCAUCCUGGUGGUCAUUACGUCGUAGUGAAGAAACAAUGGCUAGAUGCCGUCGGUGUCUUUAUCCGAGACAGCAUAAACGAAUCCGAAACGUCGAGUAAAUCCACCGCUGCAAAGGAAGAAGAGUCCGUGGAAGAUAUGGAAAUGCCGUUUUAG